GUGCGUUUGAGCUCCCAGCCGCUCCCAGCACGGGCACCACCCGAGCGGGCAGCGAGGGUUUGACCAAGGGUCCUGUCGGGAGCAGCUAAGGGAGCUGCGGUGUUUCGCCUGGAGGAGGCUCAGGAGGAUCUCAUCGUUCUCUACAACUACCUGAAAAGAGGUUGUGAUAAGGUGGGAGUUGAACAACCUGUGGCAGUGUCGUCCACAGUGGCUAAUGACUGGCUUGUUACACACCAGAGGGUGUUCUGCAGAGAAGAAGUUCUUUGAGUUCCAUCUUGUCCAGGACUGGUUUCUGUGCUGUCAGCAUGGCAAUGUCACUUAGAACUGCAUGGUCCAGCCUCUUUUGGCUGCGUUCAGUAGCAACCUGUAAGCAGGUCCCACUGCAGAAUGGAGGUGUGUAUCAUGCUUGCCAUAAAUCUACAUACUCAGUUCUCCCUGAAGACUACAAUUGCAAAGUGGAACUUGCAGUGACGUCCGAUUUGAAGACAAUUGUCUGCUACCACCCUUCGCUGGAAAUUCCAUACGAGCAUACAAAACCCAUACCACGGCCAGAUCCAGUGAAUAAUAAAGAAGAAAGCCUCGAUCAAGUUUUAAAAUCCAGAUUGAAUGAAAAGGAGCUAAAGAACAGUAGAGGUCCUACAAUUGAAGAGCUCAGCAAAAUGUUUUACACAACAAAACAUCGCUGGUAUCCUGUGGGACAGUAUCACAGAAGACGCAAGAAUCCUAAUCCUCCUAAAGACCGAUAAGGAAGAUAACUUCUUGUUCACCAGGACUUUGCUGUUAAUUUUGAUUGGAAAUAAAAGUUAUAGAAAGUGACGUGUUUGGCUGUAACAGAACACGCUUGACUUGACUGCUAUUUUCUGCUAAAAACAACAAAACGGCACUGAUAAAACAGGGAGUCAGUGAAGGUAGUUGUGCAUUCCUGGUCAGCAAGUGGACUAGUCUUAGAACAGGAUGUAACAGGGAUGGAGUGCUCUGAUUAAAUUCUAGAGGUCAGAGGUUCAUCAUUGUUAAAUACAAUGAAUCUAUACAAGUCUUGUGUCAAAAUGGGAAGUCUAGAAAUGUAUGUGUUUGGGUUUGGUGGUUUUGAGUGGGAUUUUUUUUUUUUUUUUUUGCUUUAGGAAUCUAGUAACUGCAGGUGAGCUUGAAUACUGAAGUAUUAAUGAAAUAGUAUUUAUGAAAAAUAUUAUAUGAGGUAUUUGUGAAAACAAAUAGUUUUCCUUCUUCUGUUACACUUGCAAGAUGCCUGGUUCCGUCUUUAUUUCUACAUCAGCCAAGUGAUUGUAUUAUAAGCUUAUUGUUGUGUGUGGAAAACUGGCCAGCUUGGUUAAUUUUUAGCAUCCAAGACACAGUGACUUGCCCUUCUGAAUCAUCCAUCAUUCUCAAAUAUCUGAGAACUUCCAUGUGUAUUCAUGGUUCAUGGGGUUUUUUCUUGUUCGUUUAAUCCCACCCCAGCCACCACUGAGUGAGGAUGCUGUGUUCAUAUGUAAGUUGGAAUAGCUGUAGCACAGUAGAAAUUGUUUACAUCAGCAAGGUAAUCACUGCACUUUGUAGCAUACCAAGGAGGAAAGAUUGACCCUUUAUUACAUAAAAUGCUUUAAAUUAAAAAAAGUCUGAUUCUAUUUUGUUGCUUUAGCAUUUUGUAGUGCUUAAAUGUUCUUCCUCUUGUAAUAUUCUGUGCCAUGUAGCAUUUUUUUCUUUCAGGAGAAGGAAAAAAAAACCCCUUUGUUCUAGUCUACAGUUUUAGGCAUCAGCCCUCUAAUGGAAAGGGUUAGCUUGGAACAUUGUGCUGCUGCAGAGAUCUCAGUGACUUCUUAGUAGAUCCUUCUAAAUAAUCAGAAAAUACUUAUCUCAUAUACAUCAUGUAUUAUGUAUUUUUAUUGCAUUUCUCUUCCAAAGCACUUUGGAUAACCUGGGAAGGGGUUUGUUUCUUUUUGUUCACUAGUCUAGUGUCAUUUAGCAGUGUGCGUUUUCUACAGAUUUUGCUAGAAGUUGAGUACCACUCAUCUUCUCAGUUGAAAAACUGUCAUUUUCUAAAGAUACUACUGAAUAAUCUUUUUUUCCCUUGAAUAUCCUUUAUUUCUGAAAAAAGCGAUGUUGGAUGUGUGUAAAAAGACUGCUGUUAAAUACUUGUGGAAAUUUUUGCAGAGAACUAGUGCCAGUGCAUUUUAACUCUGCAUGCUCAGCAAGAACCAGCUGGUAAUGGUUUAUCAUGGCAGAGCAUGAAAUCAUUUUGCUCCUUCACUCUGUUGUGCUUAUAAGAUAUCAGAGUCCAUGCUCAAGCUGACAUCAGCCAAGUGAUGGCUCCCUGUUAAAGGUGUGUUGCUCACAUAAUGAGUCUGCUGUUGUGGAGUAGUGUCUGUGGGGUCCCUGUGAAGGAUGGCUGCUUAACUCUGUAAGUUCAAUCACAUGAACAUAAUCAUGCCUUUUUCUGCCUGGAAUAUAACUUCUUCAAUAGAUUGUAGUAAUUUGUAGUACAACAAAUUUUGCUGUUCUCAUCAGUUUGUGGUGCCUGAUAAGAACUCCAGUGUAGGAGUGAGCUUACAUCUUGUGUAGUGUUCUGUUAUGUUCCAAUUCAUAAAAUUGAGUCCCCUUUAUCUUUAGAAAGCUGAAACCUAAUUUGUCACCAUUUGACUUCACUCCAGUAUAAGAAGAGAUAUCCUUAGACUAAUUUAAACUUACAAUUCUUUUCCCCGUUCUUUUCCCCAUAUUUUUGCUUAUUGCUGCCUAAUGCUGCUAAGAAAUUUUGCUUUACGGAGAAACCUUCUGUUAUGACAUUUGUCUCUUCUUGCUUGUCAAACCCUGUUUGUGAUCAAACAUCCACAAUCACUGUAGAAAUACUGGAUUUCACAAUGUUUCCCAAACACUUUUGGAUGCUUUUCAGGCAUUUUGAGAGCUAAAAAUCUAUUAUAUGCUUGGCUGCUAUCUUUAAAGUACUUCCUCUUCUGAGCAGUGACUGGAAACUGUCUAAAACACAUGUUCACUAUGUGUACCCUGUGCCCUUUUGUUAUUAAUUCACGACAUUGAUGUUUUAGUGUCUUUCCCUGCAUUGUGCUGCUGCUUUCAAUCUUACUGUGUUUUCUUUUACUAAAUCUUUUUCCUGGGUUACCUGAGGCAUGACACAAUUAAAAUACAACUCCCCCAGUAAUCUGAAGAUCUCUUCUUGGUUUUCUAGGUCUCAAACAACUUUCUUUGUUUCUUUUCACUUGAAAACUUGGAAUUCAGAAUUCAUUCACUUGAUUAUUGUUCUG
Prinia subflava (tawny-flanked prinia) is the source of this 3251-nucleotide messenger RNA. It is a transcript of the gene MRPL42, whose product is annotated as mitochondrial ribosomal protein L42. The record is from RefSeq and is a predicted model, not a curated record. The coding region runs from base 306 to 746 and encodes 146 amino acids. The transcript has 6 exons. NCBI's taxonomy places the organism in Eukaryota, Metazoa, Chordata, Aves, Passeriformes, Cisticolidae. Gene Ontology annotation, cellular component: mitochondrial large ribosomal subunit.